AUGACUACAACAGAACCAACAAAACUUGAUACAUUCCGAGCUAAAAUUGAACAACGUAAAGCUUGUGAAAAGAAAGCAUUUGAUACAUGUAUAAAAUUAAUUGAAGAAGACAAAGUCGAUAAUGAAACAUUAAUUAAUGCAGCGAUUUUGAUUGAUCAAGAACGAUAUCGAGGUAUUAAUGAAGAUCGUGCAUUAGGUCAUAAAUGUGGUUAUCCUAUUUGUUCCAAUUCAUUACCAAAAGAUAUUCCAACUCAUCAAUAUCAUAUUAAUGUUAAAUUAAAUAAAGUAAUCGAUACAACAGAACGACGAUUUUUUUGUUCAACAUUUUGUUACAAAGCAUCAAAAUAUUUCGAACGUCAAAUUCCUAAAUCACCUGUUUGGGCUCGUGAACAACAGCAAGAAACUAAUAGUUCAUUAAACAUUGAAUUAUUAACACAAGAAAAUUUAGAUAAAGUAAAACACGAUAAUAGUACAAUUAUAUCUCAAUCAAACUAUAUUCGUUCAAUUCCUACACGUCGUGAAUCAUCUUCAUCAUCAUCAUCAUCCGAAGAUGAAUUCGAAGAAUUACAAAUAGCUCGUGAUGCAUAUUAUAAAUCACGAGCUACAGUAUUACAAAAACCAUCUUUAGUUGAAACAAAACUUAAACAAAUCUCAUUACCUGAUCAUAUUCGAACAGAUAAUACAACGAUUGAUUUUGCUAUUACCUGUUUAUAUGAAUGGUUAACAAAUAAAACAAAAGAUUAUUUACAUAAUGAUAAUACAGAAGCAUCUGUUACAUCAAUUAAUCCUGAACGAUAUGAACAAUUAGUAAAUAAACUAAAUGUACAAGAUAUCAUAACAUCCGAUGGUGUUCGAGCUGAGAAAAAACUUCCAUCUUUAAAAGAAUUACAAAAAACAACAGCUGAAACUCAAUAUGAAGUUAAAGUAAAAGAAUUUUUCUUUGGUAAAGGUGACAUAAAAGAAGAGGAAACAACACAAUCAUCUGCUAUAAUAUUACCUCCAGUUGAUGCCUACUCUCAGCAAACAAUUCGCUUGUCAAUUGUUAGUGAAAAAAUCAUGACAUGUUUCACUAGUGAAAAUAUAGCUUUAAAUUCAAAUGAAUGGACAAUUAUGACUUUAUUUCUUAUUCAUUUAUUAACAAUAAAACUACCAAUGUUAUUGACUCAUAUAACAGAAUCGAAAAUAAUCGAAGCAUUAUUAACUAGAUUGAAUCUAUCUUCUGAUAUGAUUAUUCAUAUUAUAAAAUAUUUACUUGAACAUCCCAUUGAUAAUUCACAAUUAUCAAAACCUUUAACAAAUUUUGAAGAUGUUGAUUAA
Messenger RNA from Adineta steineri, 1317 nucleotides. The record is from the annotation of a GenBank genome assembly. Lineage: Eukaryota; Metazoa; Rotifera; Eurotatoria; Adinetida; Adinetidae.